AUGCGCAGGUCUAGCACGGAUGAGUCGACCUAUCACAGGAGCCCUUCCCUGGACAGCAAGGAUUACAGUUUCCCAAAUGGCGCCUUUCGUCGCUACAGCAGCAUGUAUGGUGGCCAGUUUGGGGCUGCCAGCAACUCUUUUUUUGGAUUCCAUACCAACCCAGGCCCUAAGGCCACCAAGGCUAAGUACACGUCCCCCAAGGGAAACAAGUACGUUGUCUUUUACCUGGAUCUCUCAUUUAUUUUUCUCCUAGAACUGAAGAGGUGCAGCAUGGCUCACAACUGCCUGCAGUGUAUCAAGUACCUAAUGUUUGUCUUCAACCUUCUCUUCUGGUUGGGAGGCUGUGGAAUCCUUGGAGUAGGCAUCUGGCUGGCUGUUACCCAAGGGAACUUUGCCACCCUCUCUUCUUCUUUCCCGUCCCUGUCAGCUGCCAACCUACUGAUCGUCACAGGGACAUUUGUCAUGAUCAUUGGCUUCGUGGGCUGCAUAGGCGCCAUCAAAGAAAACAAGUGCCUCCUGCUGAGUUUUUUUAUCAUGCUGUUAAUUAUAUUUCUGUUGGAGCUUACUGUUGUGAUUCUGUUCUUCGUCUACAGUGACAAGAUUGACAAGUAUGCUCAGCGGGAUCUGAAGAAAGGGCUUCAUUUAUAUGGGACAGACGGAAAUAUUGGCCUAACUAAUGCAUGGAGCAUCAUUCAAACAGAUUUCAGAUGCUGUGGAGUCUCCAACUACACUGACUGGUUUGAAGUGUACAAUACAACCCAGGUGCCAGACUCGUGCUGCUUAGAGUUCAGUGAGAACUGUGGGCUCCAUUCCCCAGGGACCUGGUGGAAAGCGCCUUGCUAUGAAACAGUGAAAAUAUGGCUCCAGGAAAACUUACUAGCAGUGGGGAUCUUUGGACUGUGCACAGCUAUGGUGCAGAUUCUCGGACUCACCUUCGCAAUGACCAUGUAUUGUCAGGUAGUCAAGGCAGACACCUACUGUGCAUAGAUACCAUUCCCAAUCUUUCUGCUCCUCCUCCAAAGGACACAGGAGAAAUCUCCUUCAUGCUCAUUCAUCUGACCUUCCCCCCUGCCCCUUUGUACUAUAAACUGUGUAUAAUGCUCUCUUUCUGAAGAUUUUGUGAAUCGCCCCACUUUACUGAAGGAGGAAGAAAAGAAAAAGUCAGUACUUGAACUGGCACAGGUAAGAAGCAGCCUUGUCUUUAAACAGAAGAAAGCCUCCAAAGAGCAAUGGUUCCUUUUCUAUGGCCUGCGGCAAAGGCGGCUGCUUACGAGGGGCUGAUCUGCAAACCAAUGUUAGGAAAAGAUUGCACUGAGGCAACCUCUGCGAAUCCUGGCAGGUUGCCUUCCCUGCAUUUCAUGGUCUGGAAGAGAGGGCGUAGAAAAUGGGUCUUCUUCAGCAUGGAAAGAAAGUACAGAGUAGCUAGCACUGAAUGCGGUUGUACUGUUACUACAGUUUGCACACAGCUAAAAUGUCAAGAUCAAGCAGCCCUGCCUCCAAGUGUCUCAAGAUGAUUUUGUAGCCAGGAGAGGAUCAUCUUCAGAAAUAUGUUACUUUAAAGGAGUAUUUUUAAUCUUAUGCGCUGCAAAGUCAGGCUUUUAAUCAGAAUCUGUACAGCGAGAUCUGGCUGUUAAGGGAAAACAAUAUUGGACAUUGUCUCACUUAUUAAUUGCCAGUGGCAUAUAGAUGGUUGACUGUAUAUGUAAUACAGAUUACAUUCAUAUACACAUACUGUUCUGAAAGGAGGUGAAAAUACCCAGCAUCUAACCUCGGAAAGAGGGAACCUUUCUAUCCCAUUUUACAUUCCAUCUGAAAUAAGAGUAUUAUUUCUUGUAGGAGGCACUAUCACUUAUACCUCUGGGAAACAAGUAAUUACUUUCAGCUGUAUUUUCAUUUCAGUAAACAACUUGUGAGUGGGCUCUCUCUGUCAUUCUACUAUGGUUUUAUUUUUUAUCAUCCCUGCUUAAAGUUAGUCUGCCAAAAAAUAUCACUCAUUUCCACACUUGAAGAUCCAUACAAAGCUGUCAGCUGUUCCUUCCCCGACUGCCACCAUUUCAUUAAUUUACUUUGGGAUAUCAUCAUCUGCAGGUAUGACAGAGUUUGCCUUGCUGAGGAAAAGUCUUUUGCACAUUGUUCAUUUUUCUGAGAGUUAUUAAGACUCCAGAUGUUUUUAUGCUUAGCUUUUUUUUUUCCCCCAGCUGCAUGCUUACACCAGCCAAGACACAUCAGUCUUUCUUAGAACUGGACUCACCUCUUAGUUCUGUUUUUCAGCCCCAUCUCCCUCUGCCUGGCUGUUGGCUAGAAUAUGCCCCACACUUUCUGGAAUUUGCAGAAAUCAAAAUCAUAACUUUCCUUAGCCAGAAAACGACCACCAGUUGUCCAGUUCCCCCACGCUACACUGGAACUGAGGUAAUUCGUGUAGUACGCUUCCGUGCACACCUUCUAGUGAUGAGGUUCAAACUAUGGUUCAAACAAACAAUUCCCCAUUGGCAAGCAGCCCCAGGUAAUGCACAUGUGACAGUGAGAAGCUGAAGCACCCCAGGGAAAGGACACAGCAGGGAAGAGGCCAACAGAGCCAUGCAGCCAGCCUUUGAGGACC
Messenger RNA from Egretta garzetta (little egret), 2599 nucleotides. RefSeq names its product tetraspanin 4 (gene TSPAN4). The coding region runs from base 1 to 987 and encodes 328 amino acids. The transcript is spliced from 7 exons. NCBI's taxonomy places the organism in Eukaryota, Metazoa, Chordata, Aves, Pelecaniformes, Ardeidae. Gene Ontology annotation, cellular component: membrane. The record is from RefSeq and is a predicted model, not a curated record.